Messenger RNA from Dunckerocampus dactyliophorus (ringed pipefish), 3203 nucleotides. It is a transcript of the gene slc13a1, whose product is annotated as solute carrier family 13 member 1. The record is from RefSeq and is a predicted model, not a curated record. Gene Ontology annotation, molecular function: sodium:sulfate symporter activity. The coding region runs from base 1376 to 3088 and encodes 570 amino acids. NCBI's taxonomy places the organism in Eukaryota, Metazoa, Chordata, Actinopteri, Syngnathiformes, Syngnathidae. The transcript is spliced from 16 exons. Gene Ontology annotation, biological process: monoatomic anion transmembrane transport. Gene Ontology annotation, cellular component: membrane.
GGAACGCACAAGAAAAGGAGAAUGAUACCAGGAAACAUGCAGGAAAACAGCUGACAGGGAUGCAGCGGAAUGUAUCCAUCACACGGGUAGCUAUAGUUACCGGCUGAGCCGAAAUAGAAUCAUAAUUUCAAAUCAGACAGGUACAUUCCGCGGCUCCCUCUAAUCAGAGUGAAGGUAAUACAUUCGGUGCAAACAGGAAACAGACGUAACAAAAUAAAAGCACCAAACAGGAAGUAAUGACAGAAAAGGAGAUAAUCCAACCAAACAUCCAAACAGGUCCCUGCCUGCGAAUACAGUAUGUUUAUUAUUGUGGUUUUACAAGUGUACCGUAUCAUACCCAGAGCUGUUACUAACAUUUCACAUCACGAUGGUCGCUGGUGAGCUGGUGUGUGAACAUUACCUGACGGGUGUGUCAGGGAGGCCCGCAGACGUCCAUGGGCGGAUUAAGCAGAGCUUGCCUGAGGCUGUCGCGUCGUCGCGCUUCACCUGGCGAAGAGCUCAGUGUGCAUCCUCCACAUGUUGCCUUGCUCGCUUCAUGGAACCUUUCAUGACUUCACCAUCAACCAUUCCUCACACGGUGAGUAUGACACUGUGUAUGUAAGACACGGUCAUUCUGAACGCACAGUAUACAGUAUGUAAGACUGACUGUCAGACGGUGCGUGUAAGAGUGUAUUUCUGACAAGACAGUAUACCUAAGACACUGUGUAUUAGACGCCCUGUAUGUGUGAGAAAGCGUAUUUCUUUUUGACAAUAGAACGGCGUGAGAGGAGUACGUCACCACUGCUGUGACGUUCACACCCACUCAAACCUGGGUGACUCCCCAAUCCAAUGGCCGCUGAUUCAGUCCAUUACAAUGCUUUGAAACGGAAUAAGUGCGUAAUUAUUUUGACGUAUUGUUUUGGAAUCACCCUGUAUAAGACAGUGUACAGUAUGUCAGACAGUAUAUGUAAGACAUGGUAUGUGCCAUUUUUGCUGGUGUAUACAUAACAAUGUAUGUAAGACGGUGUUUUCUUCAACUGCUAUGGUAUUUUUGUCAGCGUACCUAAGAAACAAAACUCAUGAAAGAGGUCCAAACAGGUGUUGCUAGGAAACACCGAAAGAAGUGGAGCCUUUGGUGACUUUCUUGUAUUUUGUACCCCAUUGGAGACAUCAGUUGAAAGUUCAAAGGUCAAGAGGAGAGCUGGCCACUGUUUAACUGCAAGAUAAGACGGCCAAAAGACACCUGCCGUGUGAGCAAUGACUGCAGGAGCCAAGACGCCACGACGCUUCCCAGCAUGCGACUGAAAGGGACGAGGAGAUCUUAGGUAACGACCAUGAAGCUUUGCCAUCUCACACAGCCGGCAUGCAUCCGUAACCUUUAACCUCCAGAGGAAGCAUGUGGAGGAACCUGACAAGCGCGGCGUGGAACUAUCGCCGCCUGGCGCCGAUCUUCCUCACGCCGCCGCUGCUGCUUCCUCUUCCUCUCGUGGUCGGCACCAAGGAGGCUGAAUGCGGCUUUGUGCUUCUGCUGAUGGCGCUGUUCUGGACCACGGAGUGCAUCCCCCUGGCCAUCACCGCCAUGUUUCCCGCCAUCUUCUUUCCCUUCUUUGGCAUCAUGAAGUCCUCCGCCGUGGCAAUGGCGUACUUCAAGGACUUCCACUUCCUGCUGGUUGGCGUCAUCUGCCUGGCCACCUCCAUCGAAAAGUGGGGUCUUCACAGGAGGAUCGCCUUGAGGCUGGUCACCCUGGUGGGGGUCAACCCAGCGUGGUUGAUGCUGGGCUUCAUGUGUGGCUGCGGCUUCCUCUCCAUGUGGGUGCAUAACACUUCCGCUGUCACCAUGGUGAUGCCCAUUGUGGAGGCCGUCCUGCAGCAGAUCCUGAGGGUCGACGAGGGGAUGAGCAGAGACAACAACUGCGGUCUGCAACUCGACGAGGUCCACAUUGAGAAUGUGAAAGGACGUGUGAGGGAAGGUCUAGAAGAAACAUCCUCAUCAGCGACGUCAUCGCCAGACGCCACUCAGGUGUCAGCGCCCCCUAGCAGGAGUGUACGUGACAACAGGAUUUGCAAGGCCAUGUGCAUAAGCGUGGCCUACUCGUCCAACAUCGGCGGCAUCGCCACUUUGCCGGGAACGUCACCCAACCUCAUCUUCUCGGAGUAUCUUCAUCAAAUUUACCCAGAAUGCAAGUGCAUCCACUUUGGGAACUGGCUGCUGCUGUGCCUGCCCAUCAGUGCGCUCAUGAUGCUGCUCACUUGGGCGUGGCUCUGCUGGCUCUUCAUUGGCCCAGACGUGCGGUCGCUAUGGCGACGCAGAGGCGAACACUCAGACAGGGAAAAGGCGACAAGUCAAGUCAUCAAAGACGAAUACAGAGCACUCGGACCUAUGAGCUGCCAGGAGGUGUUCACUCUGGUGGUUUUCUUGCUGAUGGUCUUGCUGUGGUUGACCAGAUCCCCAGGCUUCAUUCCAGGAUGGUCUUCUUUCUUCCCUCAUCAUUCCGGCUUCAUCUCUGACGCCACCGUGGCUCUUCUCCUUGGACUCCUCUUCUUCCUGGUGCCAGCCUAUGGGCCCUCACACAAAUAUGAGACCAUGAUCUCCUGGGAGGACUUCCAGGCCACCAUGCCUUGGAAAGUGGCUCUGCUGGUGGGAGGAGGCUUUGCUCUGGCUGAAGGUACGAAGGAGUCAGGCUUGUCUCGGUGGGUCGCUGAGCUGCUCACGCCGCUGGGCCACCUCCCCGUGUUGGCGACCAUCGCCGUGGCUUGCAUCAUCGUCACCACAGUAACGGAGCUGGCCAGCAACGCCACCACUAUCACCAUCUUCCUCCCCAUCCUCUCACCUCUGGCUGAAGCCAUCCACGUCAACCCGCUGUACGUCCUCAUCCCGGCCACGUUGUGCACGUCUUUCUCCUUCCUGCUGCCGGUGUCCAAUCCACCAAACGCCGUCGUCUUUGCCUACGGACACCUCAACGUGAUGGACAUGGUGAAGGCGGGGUUAGGCACCAACGUGAUCGGCCUCCUCGCAGUCCUAUUGGCUGUGACGACGUGGGGCGUUCCGUUGUUCUCUCUGGACGUGUACCCCGAUUGGGCGCCGCCUUUCAAUGCCACAACACCGUGAUGGCUGCUUACAGACACAUUUUGUUGUACAGUCGAUUGAAUUUAAAUUGUUGCAACUGCAUUGCUGGGAUUAGAGUUUCUAUGAGAAGACUUUUCAAAAUACACUCGACAAACAC